GGAAGAACAACAAAAGCAAAAAGAAAACUUCAACAUUAUUCAAGCCAUUCAACAACCCGCGCUUAGAAAAGCCGCUAAAUUGCAAUCUAUUCUUUAGAAUUUACCACAUUUGUGUCUACAAAAGCCGAACACACCUGUUAAUUUCAUUAUCAAGGUUUCUCCCGAUGACUGUUGAGCAACAACAUUACAUGUAAAAUGUCAUCCAUACCUAGCAGAGGCCUUCAAGACCUAGAAAACUCAGUGCGUCUUCUUGAUUGUGCUUUGGCCAACUCUAGUGGAAGACCUUCCUUCAGACCAGAUUUGCAGCGCUCUGUUAACUUUUCUCGUAGCUCUUUAGGUGCUCUGAAUACGAGUGCAAGAGAUGAAAGCCUGGAUGCAAGUAUUAUUGGCAUGGCCAGUGGGAGACUUAGCGUAACUUCAGCUGUACGUCGUCCUUUGCCUCAAAAUCCACAACUUCUACAUGAUGUCUCCAUAACUCUUGCUCCACAUGAAUUUGAGCUUUUUGGAAACCAGUCUGUGCUCUCCAAAACCCUCUCUCAGGGACAUUGGUCCGAUACCUGGGACAGACUACACAUCCAAUUCCUUGAAAGUUUCCUCACUCAUGGUUCAGAGCAACAAGUUUUUGAUAUUGUUGGAGACUUUAUCCAAAAUUGCACUGACACACUCGAUGUCCUCCAAGAAGAGGCUGCUGCAAAGGGCAAAGACCACAAGGAUCUUGUGUGGCUGAGGAACGAGCGGAAUACCUGGCGGCUUCUUUACUGCCUGUAUCAAAACCGUUUGAGUACUCGGCACCGUGCUGCACUUGAUUCUCCAGAGAAUGGACAGUGCACUGUGAUGGAUGAUGAUAGACUUAGCAGCUGCCUUAAACAGCAUCCAAGUGAAAAAGAUGUUGUAAACCAGCUUUAUGAGAAUGACCCAGUAGUGAGAGAGUGCCAACUUGUCAUUGAUUGGUUGGAGAAAUGUGCAGCUGAUAACAAAAUGGUUAGGGGACCUGAGAUUGGUCAUUUCACUGACAAAAUUGUUGCUUGGGAAAAUACCCUCCUGCAACUCAAAAUGAAUAAGGAGAGAGAUACAAGUAUUGCUUAUGGUGCCAGCAAAAGCAUUGUUUCUCGCCUUGACCCAGAUGCUCCUGUCAGAGAGAACCGAUCACUGCAUGAUCUAGAUUGGGAAGAUGAGGCUCGACUUAUGCAACAAAUAUUUGCGGAAAUACGAUGUGGUCGUUUGGAUGCUGCUCAACUGCUGUGUUGUCAUUGUGGCCAACCAUGGAGGGCGGCAGAACUUGAGGGCUGGAGGCUCCUCCAUGACCCCAACUAUGAAUCUGCGCCUACUGCUGGUACUCAGCUUGCCAAAAUGCCCAUUGAAGGAAAUCCUAAUAGAGAUAUAUGGAAGGUCUGUGCUUGGCGGAUGUCAGAAGAUUACAAAAUGCCGGUGUACACCAGGGCAACCCAAGCAGCACUUUGUGGUAAUCUAGAUGCCCUUCUGCCGGUGUGUCAGAAGUGGCAGGAUGUAUUGUGGGCUUACCUCAGAGUUCUUGUUGAUAUCAGAGUCGAGACAGAAAUUCGUUCUCAAUUAGGUUUUUAUCAAGAAUACACUGAAAUGCCUGAAAAGUACUGGCAAAAAGAGCUAACACUAGAAGAAAUCUUUGAGCAAUUAGGAAAACAUGCAAAUUGUAGAGAAGAUGCUAGCAAACCAGACCAUCGAGUUCAAGAAUUACUGAUUCUUGAGAAAAUAGGACCUUUGUUAAAUAGAAUGGAAGAAUGGUCUUUAGAUUGUGGUCCUCAGAUGCUGCGAUUCUUUGCACACUUGGUUCUAGUUCUCAGAUUAUUAGGACAUAGUGAUCUUGCUGGUGACAAUGUCAUUCAGGCAUAUGUUAAGUAUUUGAUCAGUAUGCGUGAUCCAAGACUUGUUGCCCACUAUGUUGCACAGCUGCCUCAAGAAGAACAGAUUAAUAACUAUGCGUCCUUCCUAGCAACCGUUGUUGACUCUGAGGAGAGGCAGGCUUGCCUAGCAGAGGCAGAAGAGGCAGGUCUGGACAUUGAAACUAUCACCACUACUGUUGUAGAAAUGAUAAGAAAGCAAGAAAGCAAGUGUCAAAUAACUAGUGAAACUACAGCUAGUGACUUAAAAAAGAUAUCUUCUUUGGAUUGGCUUGUUUUCUACCCUGCUCAAAGAUCAGAAGCUUUGUGGCAGGCUAACGCACUCAUACGCUCAUUCCUUGCAACAGGCAAGAUAGAAGCUGCCACUAAGGCAUUUACAAAGAUUCCAUCAGACUCAAUUAGUCAAAUCAUGGCAGAAUUUCAGGUCAGACCUGAUGAUGGAGAAAUGAACUUCCAUCAAAGUCUUCCUCGUAGGGUUGCUUCAUCAGUUAGGGAAUACUUUUGCUACAAAGCCUACCUGGAUGCCAAGGAAGGAUUCUCGGAUUGGCACCAACACUUCCAUAAUGCAAAACCAAGCAAACCUGCAGAUCCUGGAGAAAAUGCAUCCUUCCAAGACAGAGUGGCUUAUGAUCACCGUUUAGCAGUUUUCCAACGUGAGCUAGACCGCUGGAAAAAAACAAUGCAGAGCCAAACUAAGACGGUUCGUUCCCUACUGUACAAUGUGCUCCUCUUCCCAGCUGGAGGUUGGCUUGUAGAUUCUUUUUCAAGCUGUCCAGAUCAAACAGAACUUAUGUCACAAGAAGAUGACACAGAUAAGCAGCGUGAAAAGGAGCUUGAGUACCUACGUGCACAGUGUAUCCCAGAGAUUGUGCUCCUUUUACAUAGUGUCUUGUAUAAAAUGGAAGAUUACAAUGAAUGUGUUCAGCUGGCUGACCUUAUUGUCUCAGAACAGUACCAGCUCUAUAAGGUUUAUUCACAAGAUCAACUAGGUGGAUUCAUGCUAAAAAUAGCUGAUGCCUCUCUGGCUUUACUUGAACAGAAGAAGGAUCCCUGGGGUUUGCCAUUGGCAUCAUGAGGACCUGGUGUGUAAAUAUUGCUACCUGAUUUUAAUUGUUAAGAAGUUUUUUGUUUAAGAUGUAGGAGUUAUAUUUAAUUUGACCUGUAUAUUUCAAAUGAACUGGAACAAUUUUAUGGAAAUCAUUGCUUAAGUCCAAGAGAAUGACAUUCUUUUUAUCUCUCCAAUCUCAAUAAAUUAUGAAAGAAAAAGCUUAAUAAGAUGAUGGUGUGAAUAACCAUUCUGUCACAUAGGUAAUUCCCUCCUUAUUUCUUUAGUUAAUUCAUUGUAGAUGUCUUUGUCAGGUAACUUCCUGCUGGUUAAAGUAAUUCAACCAAAAGUGUGUACUGCUACUUAAAGAAAUAAAACUAAUUAAUAAUGCAA
This is a messenger RNA of Thrips palmi, 3315 nucleotides long. It is a transcript of the gene Nup107, whose product is annotated as nuclear pore complex protein Nup107. Gene Ontology annotation, molecular function: structural constituent of nuclear pore. Gene Ontology annotation, cellular component: nuclear pore; nuclear pore outer ring. Lineage: Eukaryota; Metazoa; Arthropoda; Insecta; Thysanoptera; Thripidae. Gene Ontology annotation, biological process: mRNA export from nucleus; protein import into nucleus; regulation of DNA-templated transcription. The record is from RefSeq and is a predicted model, not a curated record.